Messenger RNA from Effrenium voratum, 1275 nucleotides. Lineage: Eukaryota; Dinophyceae; Suessiales; Symbiodiniaceae. The record is from the annotation of a GenBank genome assembly.
CUUCCUUGUCAAAUAUUGGAGAGCCUAUGGAGAUGGAAGAUGGCUCAAGUGCUCCCUCGCGUUCCCAGAGUUCACAGCCAGCUCCAGCGACGGCUUCGAUGGAGGUGGUGCCGCAGGGUGACGAAGAGGAGGGGAGCAGCACUGGAUCCAUGUCCACGGUGUGGCCCAUCUUUGGAGUGGGCACCUCUCGGGAUACCUUCCCUGCCCGCACAGUUGCGGCGACGACACCGCUGAACAACUUGGGGUGUCCGCCCCGGGUGUAUGAAGUGUGGCCUGACCUUGGGGAGGACAGCAGAACCAGGUUUUGUUGUUGUGGCCGGUGCGUCACCGGCCCGGAUAUCGACCUCUGGUACAACUUGUGUACCUGGUCUUUCAUCCUCAUUCCGUCCUUCUUGUACUUUGCCCUGUGCUCUCAGUAUCUAUGGGAGAAGGUCAGCCCAUGGUUGCCCAUCUUCACUGCUGCUGUGCUGCUGGCAACGAUCGCUUUUCUUCUGCUGACCUCCUGUACAGACCCAGGUAUUUUGCCCCGCCAGAGACUGCGCAUGCGAUUGCCGGGGUUGGAAAACGAAGUGGCUCGAACUCUAGCACUACCUGACGAUUGCGUAGCAGAUGGCAUGAUGCCUCCGGUGUUGUCAGAUCUGCGGCAGACCCAGGGUUAUCGUUUCUGUCACACCUGCGAGGUGAUUCGCCCACCUCGCACCUCACACUGCAAUGACUGCGGUAACUGUGUCCUUACGUUUGACCAUCACUGUCCAUUCGUGAACAAUUGUAUUGGGCAGAGGAACUACGUGUUUUUCUCCGCCUUCCUGAUAUCCACUGGGUGCCUGGGGGUCUCUGUCGCAGUGGGCGUCGGCAUUCGGUGCACACAUCAUGAUGCCGCGUGGAAGAGAAGUAGCCCGUGGAUCGUGGGCUUCCUUGUCCUGAUUGGGCUGGCCACGGCGGUUCUGCUUGUCGGCGUGGUGGGCUUGACCAUCUUCCAUCUCUUCCUCUUGUGCACUGGCAAGACCACCAAGGAGGUGUGCACCGGGCGUAUGGCGCGGCACGGCCGCUCCCUCUUCGCGCGGCCGCCCUCGCUGAUCCACGCGCGGGAGCACGUUGACGUGCCGCUGCCUGAAAACAACGCUUUCUGAGCCAUUUUCCUUGGGCCCAUGUCUGAGAUCAGCAGCCGUCAGAGACUGGAAUGUCGGAACAGAUUCGAAUGGCAAAGAUCAGUUGUUGGUAAGCGUUUCACCACUUAUUACUACGAGCCGUGCGCUUGUGUGUGUGUGUGUGUGC